Aspergillus ochraceoroseus IBT 24754 is the source of this 1344-nucleotide messenger RNA. RefSeq lists its product as uncharacterized. The record is from RefSeq and is a predicted model, not a curated record. The transcript is spliced from 3 exons. NCBI's taxonomy places the organism in Eukaryota, Fungi, Ascomycota, Eurotiomycetes, Eurotiales, Aspergillaceae. The coding region runs from base 1 to 1182 and encodes 393 amino acids.
AUGGAACUUCAUCAGAAGCGGACCCCCAGCCAGGGUGUUCUCAGCGUGGAGAUCAUCUCUUGGUCACGCCCUCGCCGUCUCGGUCGCGCCUCAAUUGUUGUUCACCAGGCAAGCAAAUGCAGCACUCCCGCCGAAAACGCUGCAAAGAAUGAAGAUAUGGCCAGCACACCCGCAGGUCACUCAACUGAUCUCCUCGAUGAUGGAACCGAUGACAUCCAGAUUCAGCCUCUCUGUCCAGAGAUGAAAAGACCCAUCACUGAUGAAAAUGCCCGUGUGGGCAGUGCUGGCUCAGAGGGGUUGCUGGAUGUCAGCCUGGAUAAGUUGAAGAUCCCAGUGUUGGAGCCUCAGUGUGCAUCAUCUUCCUUUACACACCACCCUGACUCCCCCACACAGACAAAGACAGAGCCAGAAGCACAGACUGAUUUGAGCAUCUCUUCUGCCCCCUGGGAUGGUAGCCUUCGGUGGGCCCUAACCGGUGCAAGCAUCUUCGAUAACCCUGGCGAAGAGAACGACGCCUUCCGUUACCGAGCCAAUAUGAUCAGUCGUCAGCCGCUUUCCGAACUGUCGGUCUUCCAGUACGGCCUGCGCUACAUCCCAUCUGGCAACGACAUCGACGCGUACCGCACCGUUCGUGUUGAGGAGCUCCCAGCUGAGAUUUCCCUCUCGCAGAUCCUCGCAUGCGUCAGGACGGAGAUCUACUCGGCUCGUCUUGCAGAUACUAUGGCAAUCACUGGUGCAAACACUGGGAUUAUUACCUUCGUCACCCAGGACGAUGCAGUCCAGUUCCUGACCCAAGUCGUCGACAACUCCAUUACCCUACCAGCCGGGAAGGUUGUCCCUGUCUGCACUCCCACCUACCCGAUUCCCGCAGAUAUCGCGCGUCUGAUCGCUGAGGAGGGCCACACUCGUUCCAUUGGCGUCUAUUCUUUCAGGGGCGCGCUCAACGACGAAGUGCUUAGCCUCAUCCACCGCCCCGCCUACAUGUUCCGCGCUCAGAUUGAAGGUAUCGAGGAUGGCCCUGCGCCUGGCGAGAUUACGAUCAAGAUGCUUUCCGUGAAGGCGGCAGCGGCUGUUUUUGCUCUGCUGAGAGGCCAUCCUAGCUUGCGGAGGUGCCAGCUUCGCUUUCUGAAGUGCAACGAAGGCACUCAAGUGGACUCUGCUGGGUUUAUUGAGGAGGAAUGACUUUUGAAUGCGGUUUGAUCUGACUCUAAGAUAAACACCCUAGGUGCCUCUUUGUCUCAGCUGUUGCAGUCGUGGUGGAUAUCCCGGUCACAUACUGCGGGGGGGGGAUAUUUUGCAUUCUGAACUUAGGUGUUGAUCAUGUCCUCAUAACGAUUAGUGAAU